AUGCAGGAACCCCAUAUGCAAGAGGACACGUUGGUCAACGAUGAUCAACUUGCGAAUCGGCGAGCGCGUGGAAGGCGGGCUCAGCGGGAGUUCCGCCAGAGACAGAUUGACACCAUUAACGAGCUCCAGGCCAGCAAAGAGUCCAUGCAGGCCGCCAUCGCCUCAAUAGCGCGCGCUGCGGCUCAGCAGGACAGCGCUGGAAUGUCUGCAGCAGUGCGCGACGCGUGUCGACUCGCUGGAGUCGAAAUACCCCAAGAGCCAGGCUUGUCCCGUGUAGUCCCCCCGAGUUAUUCUGUCCGUGAUGAGCCCCCGGCGCAGGAAUCAUCAGAGGUAGCGGGCGCCACAACGGUUUCAUGGGAACAGGAGCCAGGCACCACUAAUAUUCAAAGCCAGUCUCCUCCCAUAUUGCGCAGAGUUCCCUAUACAGGUGGAAUAGGCGUUGAGAAAUCCCAUCAUCAAUCCCAUCAUCAAUCCCAUCAUCAAUUGGGAAGAAUGUCGCCAACACUCGGCUAUGGUCUCUGGUUCGGCCCCGAGACUUCCAUCCCAAUCGAGUAUCCGCCCAUGGACAUUGUUCCAUAUCUCCAAAACGGCUCUUCGCUCGCUAUUACUGUGUUUUGGACCAGCCUGUCUUGGGGCUUCCAGAUACUCGGCGCCGCGCUCGGAGGGAACGUUGAGGCGGUGGCUACAGCCCAAAACAUAUUCAGUGCUAUUAUAUCCACCAGUACUGGCCGAGAUGUCUUGAACGGCAUCCACGCCCGCCUGAUAUAUCGUAAGACGGGGACGAUUGAUCGAGACCAUCCCGGCAACAGGCCAGAGCAAGCCCCAGUGAUAUUGGCAGCUAUGAACAGGUUAUGUGAAAACAACGGAACCCCAUUAGAGACUUUUCUAACACCCAUUGCGAUGGAGGAUCUGCUGAGGAACAGGCUAGGCCCUACUUAUGAUGUGAUUGAUCAGGCCGUGCACGGCCCGCCUUCGUGGGCUGGUUCAGAUGAUGACUAUAAGUAG
This is a messenger RNA of Fusarium venenatum, 1005 nucleotides long. Lineage: Eukaryota; Fungi; Ascomycota; Sordariomycetes; Hypocreales; Nectriaceae. The record is from RefSeq and is a predicted model, not a curated record.